AUCCUGCAGUCAGUUUAGAAGAGAAAGAGUGUUGCAAAACCGUCACCUAUUUCAAAAUGGGAAGUGAAGAGUCAAAAAUUGUGAGUAUAUGUAAAUUUGAAUCUAAAGACUUAACUUUAGUAAUGAUGCAUGGGAAUUGCCAUGGAAGCAGGCAAUGCGCCAAUUCCAAUUACUUUCGAAUUCCUCGCGGCGCUUCGAAUAAACAUUCAAUUGAUGUUGAAGUUCGCCUUGUUUCCUUUAACAAAACAUCAGCUGAGGAGUACGGUUACAAAGAUGAUGAAUCCAAAAACUUCAACAUCAAUCGCAAGACAUUAUCGUUAUUCCAUGGCCACAAUGAAUUUUCUAUUGUCGCUACCUCAAAACAUAUUAAAGGCGACUUCCGUGAACUUUCUAAGAAAAAACACCUCUGUCAAUGUGCUAUACUAUCAAAAAUUGGAUCAAAAAAUCGAUGGGUUUCCUUUCUUCCGAGAUGGUAAUUGCCGCCGCUCAUGAAAACAGCCCCUUGAAGCGAACAGAUACAACUUGUCACCGGAACAGGGAUUUUAAUUCAAGUUUGAUAACACAUCAACAAAGUAAGCCUCUCUCUCAUUCACAAAAGUUUUCAGUAAUACACAAGUCUAGAACAAGUCAAUUUUAAUUUGAUACUGACGUAUCCUUCCCAAUAUCUUCCCAGAACAAAUAGAUGCGGUAGUAUUAUCUUAGCAAGGAGAUUGCCCAGGAACACUAGCCUGUUUUCGUUGAAAAUUUUCACAUAUUUAGAGAUCCUGCAUAUUUACUUAUUUUGUUUUACUUCAAUAAGGAAUACUCAGGAACAGACAGCGUGGAUCCGAAAGUGCGCGAACAAGGUCGGCUCAGAGCCCAAGAGGAGCACGAGAGGAAAAUGAAAAUGUUGCAAGAUGAGUUAGAGAGACUGCGUUUGCAAGCGUUGCGUGACGCCGAAGAAAUUACUAGAAUUGAAGACGAAGAACAAAGAGAGAAUUUGGAUGUCCAACGACGCGAAGCAGAGAGGUUAGCGAGAGAACUAAAGGAAGAGGAAAAAAUGCUCAAAUUAAAAGAAACACUGAUGAAUUACGACUUUCAAUGUCGCCCACUUAUCAGGAAAGAAGCCUUCCUUGAUUUGCAGGUAGACGACAUUGAAUUAAUCCGCAUUGCCUUAAUCGGGCCAGCAGGUUCCGGAAAGACCAGUUUCAUAGGUAAGAAUAAAGUUUAUUCAGGCAGUAUGAGAAGUGCUUUGUUUCAUCUUUCAUAUUGCGAUACGUCCAGCCAGGUUCUUGACCAGGAUUUUCAGGCCUUACAGUUAACUGUUAUUGUUAAUUAAAAGUAAACUGGAUGUCUUACCCUUCACUUCAUAGUAAAACUUACAGCGUUGGAAAUUUUAACUCACGAUGACUUCGUGAUGCGUUACAACUUUACUUUUUUUGUGUCAAUUUUCAAUGCUUUUGUUUUAUUUUGAUUUUGGUUUGUUUAUUUGCUUUCAAAUAGAGCUCACAGAGUUGGAUGCGAAAAAUAGUAAUUAUUAUCUGUACGUAUUCAUCCCCAAUUCCAUCUUCUAUCAAAAUUUUUACCAGGAACACUACAGCGAGCCAUCGGAGAAACUCAAAGCGCUUUCGAACAUGGACUUGGAGGAGAAGGUACUAUUCUGCUCCAUGAAUAUUACGUGCAAAAAUAUAUUCGGAUGCUAGACACGAGGGGAUUUUUCGCUCGGGACGAAAAGCUUAUGGAUGAAUGCCUGGACAUCCUGACAGGAAGGUAAAUAAACAUAAUUUUAUAAUCCUGCAGCGGGGAAACGUGUGAAAAGCUUGGCUCCGAUGAAAAUCGAAGACAAAGCAUAACAUUUAUAUAAGAUAUGUCAAAUACUUUAGUCUGCACGCGGUUGGUCUAAGCGCGUUCCACGACCGAAUUUGCCCCAGCUACAAGGGGAAAAUACCAGCCGAUAAUAUAAGUCUUCUUUUGAAAUUUCAUUCAAGACGGAAAGCGUUAUGCUGUUGUUAAAGAAGCAAGGUCACGCUUGUACUUCCGUGAACAUCAUAUGCUCCUAACUGAGCUUCGCUCUCCGAAAACUGCUUACAUCUCGGAUCGAACACUGAACCUCCGCAGAUAAAUAUCCGAGAUGUAGGCUAUUGUUAAAACAUGAGACAUCAACACUGCAAACCAUUAAAAUCCUACCCAUUACAAUUUCCCCAAAUGUGAUUGGUGCACUGACUGCUUAAUUUUUCACUAACCAUUUUGUAGAGUUGUAAUCGGACAGUAUAAUCGGAUACUUGACUAUAAGCGGACACCUGCAAUCGGACAGUUGAAAAAGCCAAUCAAACUUAGUCCACUCAGCUAAAUCCACCAAUCACAGAAUUGAUCACAAUAACCAUAGCAACAAGUACUUAUCCUGGGGAAAAACUGGGGAAUUUCCAAAAUGGAAAAAUAUUUACCUUGAGAUAUUGUUUCUAUUGGAGAUAUUUGCUCUAGAUGUAUUUCUUUUUUCGAAAAUUGUACUGGUUAUGAUUAAUCGGUAACAGGACUUCGUGUCGUGCAAUUCUGUCCGUAAUCAUACUCGUGAUUAACGAAUCGGACUCCCGCUUCACGGUCGUCCGAUUUUGUUGAUCACUCGUUUGAUUACAGACCGAAUUGGACUCCAUUCAGUCCUAUUACCAUUAUUUAUCAUGCAAUGCUUUGGAAUGAAUGAUCAUGACGAUGAAAAAGAAUAAACAGUCAAUAUAUUUGGUGCGUGGUUUGGCCAAACAUUUCUCAACUAAAUCUAAAUUCGGGCUUAAACGAAACAGCUGUGGAAACAGUACUCAAGCAACUAAAUCUUGACCCCCUUUCCUCUGAAAUAUCAACCCCUCUUUCUGUCUGUGAGAAACUCAAUGCAAAUGCGGUUAUAUGCACAUACUGGAAAUUUUUUCAGUUUGAAUGCUGCAUGAUCAACUACAUUUUUUUCUAUCUCCGAUUCUCAUUCAUGGAAUUGCCAAACAACCUGCGCUAUUGCAGCCUCGAAGGGAAGUUUCGUAAGGGCCCUUAGGUUGCAAAAGUUAUAUGUGCAAGUUUCCUAAAAUUAAAUCCUGUGUUGAUUCAUUUGUGAACAGAAUUCGCCCUGGAGAGGAAAUUGAGAGAGAACACGAAAAAUCUGAAAAUCGCUCUAGCGAUGGAGGGCAGGACCCGAUGAAGACAACAAAGAAGACUUCUCCGCUCUCUAAAUGCGUACACGCUGUAAUUUUUGUCGUAAAAGGAAACGACCGUCGACUGGAAAAAGGCAUUUACACUGAGCCGCUUAGGAAAAUCCGGGCUCACUUUCAAAGAAAUGGUAGGAGCUCAUACAAUCAUAUAAUCAGAUUAUGAAAGCAAAAUUUUAAUAAUAAUUCAUUACGUAACUUUAUGGCAAUUAUCAUGUUUAGUAGAAGUGUCUUGUCGGAGAGGACUGGGGAAAAAUCACCGGUAGAAACUGUGCAACUGCAAUAUAUGUGAGGUGCCCCCUCGCGUUGUGCAUGGUUUUGUCCAAAAAAUAAUAAUAAUUAAAAACAAAACAAAGCAAUCUGUCAGCCUUCUCCGCUGACUCAGUCAUUAUCUACCAGUAGUUUUGUGCAAAUUUAUUGUGAAGUGCAUGUAUUUACAAAUUCAGACAAACAACGCACUUAGUGCUUGCCACCAAGAAAUGUUUAGACAAAAAUUGUGUAUUGGUAAAAUUGUUUUUGCAAGUAUGUCAUUUUGGUGUUAUUAAUUUGGGCACCUUUUUGAAAAGGUAAUAGCGAAAGUGAAAUGUUUCAAUGAUUUGCUCGCAUUUUCGCUCACCUAUUUAGUCUAUCAUGCUACGACCAAAGAUUGAGGGUACUUCUGAGACAAACAGGGUAGGAACCUUGAUUAAUUUGCUAUUUUGCAAGUGACAUAGAUGCAUCACACCUCAUUUAAUUCAUACCAGGUCACGCUCCUGUAACCGUAAUCACGUGUCUGGACAAGCUGAAAACUGAAGAGGACCAAAGACAUGCGUGUUACUUGGCAGCUGGGGUAACUGGCGGUCCAGGAGGAAGCACUCACCUCAUUUCUAACUAUACAAAAGAAAAUAACUGCAGGAGUCUUGCAGUAGAAAGAAGCGCUCUUGACAUUUUGGAGUCUGCCUUAAUUUCUGCUGAAAGCUUCAUACGAGUACACAAGCAGAAAGAGAAAAAUCAGAUAGAAAGGGAAAUAAUGGCCUCAGGUACUAAACUAAUGCCUACAGUAGGUAGGGAGGUCUGUAUCGGGAAAAACUGUGCCCUCUGUCUUAAGCACCGCCCAAGGCCUCAAGACCUCGGCCACAGUUUAUCCCAAUGAAGACCGACCUAGGCUGGUGAACCAAUCAGAUUGCAGGAUUUCGGAGUUCGUUACUGAACCCCCUGAUAAAAAGUAAACAGUUAUAUCCAGCACUCAUGAAGAAAAUGGCUUUCAUGUUUCCUUUCACAAUGCGAAAAUAUAUCUUCAUUAGACUAUUCCCGCGUCAAUUAAAUUUGUAACUGGGCGAGCAAUGUUUGAAAAUAGCGCCUCAAUCACACCAAGGUGAAACAAACCUAUCUGUUUCCCGUUGAAAGAGACAUGUAAUGGGUUGUUAUACGUUCUUAGGAUGGGAUCAACCAUUAAACAAACAAGCAAUCACAUUGAAGAGGUAAAGUGAAAACCGACAACAAUGACUAAAACAACAACCAUUGCUUUCACUUACUCUCUCUCCUAUCAUUGUUGGGUUUUGCAUAGAGGUUUAAUAAGCACACACUAAUUUCAAUGGGAAGAUAUGUAUUUGAAAUGCAUAAAAUUUCAUUGCCCAGUGUGCCAAAUGAAAAUACGCCAAUGGUUGUCUACUGUUAUUUCCAGCCUACCCUAUCCAACUGAAUAUUUUUAGGAAGAAAAUAAUAAGAUAGCUAGUUGCAAUCAUUCCACAGAACCAAAAAGUGGAGUGGACAGUGUUGAGAGGUUCUUUGCCCGUCUCAUGCAACAACACCACUGGACCGAACAGGGAAAAGUAAAUUCUGUACUUGACCACCUGAGAAGACAGGAAAUCAACACUGUCAUGGUCCUUAAGGAAAUGUGGGAAGAAGUCAAGUCGGACCUGCCAUUGUCAAUGGGCAUGAAGAAAAUUUUAGAACAGGAGAUGGUACGUAUUUAAAGUACAACUUUAACAAAAGAGCCAAACGUACUUAUUUCAUCUUUUGUUAAGCGAUAAAAUUGAGGCACAUAGGUAGGUAGAUAAUCUUUAUUUACCCACGGACAAUUCAUCAGCCAUAAAAACAUUCAAACAUAUAAACAUGCAUUAAAUGGAUAAGAUACAAUAAAAACUAUACUUAAAGCACAAACCUAACUAAAGCUGCUUUCCAAGAAAGCCGUGCCUGAACGUACUUCUUUAAUUAAACGCUUAAAUAACCCAAGGGACUCUGCUUGUCUUAUGUCACGAGGAAGUCUAAUCCAAAGAGUGGUGCCACUAUAGCUAAAGAUAUUUUUGUAAUAGUUUGUGCGCGGCAAAGGAACAUUAAGCUUAUUACAUCUUAUUUAGAAGCAGUAUAAGAGCUUCAUUACUUUGGUGUUGGGAAUAUGAAUGGAAAUAACAUAUUGGCAAAAACCACUCAGUUGACAAAAAUAUUGUAAGCAGUUGAUAAUUUCCUAUUUCAAUGGCGCUUUUUCUUUGUAAGUAGAGUAAUUGUUACCUUUUUUCUGAGAGAAACUAUUCCAUUUAAAUCCACAAAAGUUUGUACUAAGCUGUUUGUGAUUGAGGCAUAUUAGCCAAUCGCGAGUUCGACAUGAAAGCGGAUGUACAAUUCUACGGUGAUUAAAACUCGGCGUGAGGUAUUUCA
Pocillopora meandrina is the source of this 5801-nucleotide messenger RNA. Lineage: Eukaryota; Metazoa; Cnidaria; Anthozoa; Scleractinia; Pocilloporidae. The record is from the annotation of a GenBank genome assembly.